GAUACUUGAGCAGGAUAUAUAAAAUUUUCAGGAUAAUAUUAAAACCACUUUACUUUUGAAGCAAUUAAAAAAAAAACAUAAAUUAUGGCUAAUAAUUUGGAACUUUUGGACUAUGAGGAAGAAGUUGGUCCACAGACCACUCAGAUCAACUUGAAACGAAAGCGGGAAGACAUCGAUGAUACAAGUUUGACUGUCAACACCAACACUUUUCGUGACUUUCUAUUAAAACCCGACAUUGUACGAGCAAUCGAGGACUGUGGUAUCGACCAACCAACCGAGCUACAACACGAAUGUCUACCACAAGCCAUGCUUGGCAUGGAUCUGUUAUGUCAAGCGAAAUCCGGCAUGGGAAAGACAACAGUUUUUGUACUAUCAACACUACAACAACUAGAACCAGCGGUGCGCUCGCCUUCCACAUUGGUUUUGUGUCACACGCAAAAAGCGGCAGUACAGAUUGGUGAAGCCUACAAGUGUUUCUCGAGGCAUAUGCCGCACGUAAAGGUUGGUGUAUUCUUUGAUGGCUUAACGGCAGAAGAUGAUGAGCGUAUGUUAGAAGAAAUGAUGCCACAUAUUGUCAUUGGCACACCAGGACGCAUAUUGACUUUGGUACGGAGCGACAAACUGAAUUUGGAACAAGUGAAACUCUUUAUAAUCAAUGAAUGUGCGCAAGUGUUGGAACGACUUUAUAUGCGUCACGAUGUAGAGGAACUCCACCGCGUCAUACCGAACGCAAAACAGACGAUGAUUUGCGCUACGACGAUGUUAAGCGACGAAAUACGGCGCGUGUGUAAGAAAUUCGUACACAGUCCCUUGGAGAUUUAUGAGAAUGAUCAAGCAAAGUUAUCGCUACGCGGUUUGGAACGUCCCAAGAUUAAACGUAAAAAGGUCGAGAGUAAUGUAGAAUUAUUUUCUUCGUUCAAUCUUUUGAAAUUUUAA
Messenger RNA from Ceratitis capitata (Mediterranean fruit fly), 936 nucleotides. Its product is annotated as ATP-dependent RNA helicase WM6-like. Lineage: Eukaryota; Metazoa; Arthropoda; Insecta; Diptera; Tephritidae. Gene Ontology annotation, biological process: mRNA export from nucleus; mRNA splicing, via spliceosome. Gene Ontology annotation, molecular function: RNA binding; RNA helicase activity; ATP binding. The record is from RefSeq and is a predicted model, not a curated record. The transcript has a single exon. The coding region runs from base 85 to 936 and encodes 283 amino acids.